AUGAUCAAGAAGAGGGCAAUGUGGCUUUAUCCGAGGGCGGCGGGCUUCAACCCCUCAGAGAGGUGGGGGCACUCCGCCUGCUGCUCUGAUGGCGUCCUCUACGUCUUCGGGGUGAGUACGUUCUCACUGUAGCUCAUUCUCUCCCCUCCCUCUCUCUCUCUCUCUCUCUCGCUAACCUGAAGAAAGAUGAUCGAUGAUCUCAACGCAUGAUUAUUAUCUGUUUCGUCUCUUUCCCUGCCUCUCCUUUAUAUUUUUUUUGUCCAGUGAUUCGAAAGGGGAGAAAAAGGUUUGAUCUUUAUCCAUUUCCAUUGGACUAUUUCACUGGUUCUCUGCGAAAAUUCAUCGUAGUCCUCGUUGUUCACCGUUGAAUCUGAAUCUGGUUGGGGGCGGUAGGGUUGCUGCGGGGGGACGCAUUUCGGGGACGUGGUGGCGCUGGACCUGAAGAGGAUGGAGUGGAGCGCCGUCGCCACCUCCGGCGAGCGGCCGGGGGCGAGGGACAGCCACAGCGCGGCGGUCGUCGGCGAGCGGAUGGUGGUCUUCGGGGGCACGAACGGGGCGAGGAAGGUGAACGACCUCCAUGUUCUGGAUCUGAGGACCAUGGAGUGGAGCAGGCCGAGUUGCAGAGGGGCGGCGCCGCCGCCGAGGGAGAGCCACACGGCCACCGCCGUGGGGGAGGGUAAGCUGGUGGUGUUCGGGGGGAGCGGGGAGGGGGAGGGGAACUACCUGAACGACGUGCACGUACUGGACGUGGAGAGGAUGGAGUGGACCUCGCCGGAGGUUAGGGGGGAGCUGCCGGUGGCGAGGGACAGCCACGCCGCCUUUGCCGUUGGCAGGCGCUUCUUCGUCUACGGCGGCGACUGCGGCGACCGCUACCACGGCGAGGUCGACGUCCUCGACCUCGAUUCCUUCACUUGGUCCAGGGUCUGCUCUCUCUCUCUCUCUCUCUCUCUCUCUCUCUCUCUCUCUCUCAGGGAGUCUGUGUUUCUCUAUCUUCUGUGUAGCUGGCCGUCCAUGGAGCUUCGCCGGGGGUCAGAGCUGGCCACGCCGUCGUAAACAUCGGCUCCAAGGCAAGUCAACUCUUUCAGAGUGAGAAAGAUUGAGAGAGAGAGAGAGAGAGCUCCGGUGCCUUUGGUUUUCUUCUUACUGUUGCUCCGCCGCUGGCCUCGUCCCCGCAGGUGUACAUCAUCGGCGGCGUCGGUGACAAGCGCUACUACGGUGACGUUUGGGUCCUCGACGUGGCAGCUCCCUCUUGGACCCAGCUCCAUGUCCGCGGCCGCCGUCCGCAGGGCCGCUUCUCCCACGCGGCCGCCCUCGCCGGCGACGACAUCGCCAUUUACGGAGGGUAACUUACCAAAAAGAACCACCCUUCCUCGACGAUUAUGGAAAUUUUUCAUGCUUAUCCUCUCUUUCUCUCUCUCUCUCGCUUCUCUGAUGGCGGGGCCGCCGUUGGGCAGCUGCGGGGAGGACGAGCGGCCGCUGAACGAGCUGGUGAUCCUGCAGCUGGGGGUCGCCGUUGACCACCGUAACGGUCGCUGUAACGUGUCUCUUUGCAAGGGCCUCAGCAGCCACUGGAACCAGGAGAGGCGGCGGUUCCUGAGAGGGGCGGCCGAACUGGUGAGUGGAAUUAGAGUUCCGAGCUUCGACGGGGAGGAUCCCAUGGGACUGAUUCGGGUUCUGCAGAAGAACGCGGUGGCGGCGGCGGAGCCGGAGCUCUCUCUCUCCAGCGGCGGCGGCGGCGGCGGCGUCGCCGGGAGGCCGCUGGUGAAGAGAAGGAAGGGCGGCGGCGAGCCGAGGGCAGAGCAGGAGGAGCACUCGCUCUCCCUCUCCCAGCACUCCUCGCCGUCUCGGUCGGACCAGGAGCAGACCAACGCCGCCCACAACCCGGCGGCGCCGCCCGGCGACCUUUCAACCGUUGCGGCGGCGCUCUGCCAGCACCGGGCGGCCUUCGAGUUUCAGCGCCCUGCGUACCGCUGCCACAACUGUGAGUCGCCGCCAAAUUUAGAGCGACUCCCCCCCUUCGCCAUUCAUGGCAUGGCGGCGCGGCCAGCACCUCCUCUCCUAGUAAGCCGGAAACCUCCUCCUCUCCAUGAAAUCCAGGUUGACUUGGCUAUUAAUGGUGGGAUCAUGUGGCUGUGUUGUUGAAGAUGGGGGCGGAGGUCUACGGGACGGUGGACGGGGCCUUUGAUUCCGGGUUCCUGAUGACGGCGAGCGUCAACGGGCAGAUAUUCCGAGGGGUCCUCUUCGCUCCGGUGAGCUCCCCACUCCAUCUUUCUACUUCCGGAAAAACCCUGACUGGAUUCUGACGCCGCCGUCUGAAUAUGGAGCAGGCGGCGGCUCGUUUCCAGAAUCAACCAAUGGCGGCGCUGGCGGCGCCGCCGGAAACCAGCCGCCGCGCCGCCCAGCCCGUGAAAACCUGCCCUCCCAGGGCCAGCGGCGACAUGCCGGGCCUCGUCCUCACUCUCGGUGGUUCCGUCGGAGGGAGCUGA
Molecule: messenger RNA, 2486 nt
Organism: Spirodela intermedia
Lineage: Eukaryota; Viridiplantae; Streptophyta; Magnoliopsida; Alismatales; Araceae
Source: the annotation of a GenBank genome assembly